Messenger RNA from Lepus europaeus (European hare), 1657 nucleotides. RefSeq names its product potassium voltage-gated channel modifier subfamily G member 1 (gene KCNG1). Gene Ontology annotation, cellular component: membrane; voltage-gated potassium channel complex. Gene Ontology annotation, biological process: potassium ion transmembrane transport; regulation of delayed rectifier potassium channel activity; protein homooligomerization. Gene Ontology annotation, molecular function: delayed rectifier potassium channel activity; protein binding. The transcript has 3 exons. The coding region runs from base 110 to 1657 and encodes 515 amino acids. Lineage: Eukaryota; Metazoa; Chordata; Mammalia; Lagomorpha; Leporidae. The record is from RefSeq and is a predicted model, not a curated record.
CGUCCCGGACCCGCCGGCUGCCGGGGGACCGAAGCCACGGCCCGGCCAACUCCAAGGCGGGGACGCCGCGACGGGAACUUGAGGCCCGAGAGGGAUGUGAAGGCCCACAAUGACCCUGUUACCGGGAGACAACUCCGACUACGACUACAGCGCCCUGAGCUGUACCUCGGACGCCUCCCUCCACCCGGCCUUCUUCCCGCAGGGCCAGCCCAUCAAGGGCGUGUUCUACCGCAGGGCCCAGUGCCUGCGGCCCCAGGCGGACCCCCGCCAGCCUAGCCCGCCGGGGGACCGCCGCCGGCAGAUCAUCAUCAACGUCGGGGGCAUCAAGUACUCGCUGCCCUGGACCACGCUGGACGAGUUCCCACUCACGCGGCUGGGCCAGCUCAAGGCCUGCACCAACUUCGACGACAUCCUCAAUGUGUGCGAUGACUACGACGUGACCUGCAACGAGUUCUUCUUCGACCGCAACCCGGGGGCCUUCGGCACCAUCCUCACCUUCCUGCGGGCCGGCAAGCUGCGGCUGCUGCGGGAGAUGUGCGCACUGUCCUUCCAGGAGGAGCUGCUCUACUGGGGCAUCGCCGAGGACCAGCUGGACGGCUGCUGCAGGCGCCGCUACUUGCAGAAGAUCGAGGAGUUCGCCGAGAUGGUGGAGCGGGAGGAGGACGACGAGCCGCUGGACAGCGACGGCCACGACAGCGAGGGCCCGGCCUCCGGCGCCGGCCGCCUGGGCCGCUGCAUGCGGAGGCUGCGUGACAUGGUGGAGAGGCCGCACUCGGGGCUGCCGGGCAAGGUGUUCGCCUGCCUGUCGGUGCUCUUUGUCACCGUCACGGCCGUCAACCUCUCGGUCAGCACCUUGCCCAGCCUCAGGGAGGAGGAGGAGCAGGGCCAGUGCUCACAGAUGUGCCACAACGUGUUCAUCGUGGAGUCGGUGUGCGUGGGCUGGUUCUCGCUCGAGUUCUUCCUGCGCUUCAUCCAGGCGCCCAGCAAGUUCGCUUUCCUGCGCAGCCCGCUGACGCUCAUCGACCUGGUGGCCAUCCUGCCCUACUACGUCACCCUGCUGGUGGACGGCGCCGCCGCCGCCGGCCGCCGCAAGCCCGGCGCGGGCAACAGCUACCUGGACAAGGUGGGGCUGGUGCUGCGCGUGCUGCGCGCGCUGCGCAUCCUCUACGUGAUGCGCCUGGCGCGCCACUCGCUGGGGCUGCAGACGCUGGGGCUCACCGCGCGUCGCUGCACGCGCGAGUUCGGCCUCCUGCUGCUCUUCCUGUGCGUGGCCAUCGCGCUCUUUGCCCCGCUCCUCUACGUCGUCGAGAACGAGAUGGCCGACAGCCCCGAGUUCACCAGCAUCCCCGCCUGCUACUGGUGGGCCGUCAUCACCAUGACGACCGUGGGCUACGGAGACAUGGUCCCCAGGAGCACGCCGGGCCAGGUGGUGGCGCUGAGCAGCAUCCUCAGUGGCAUCCUGCUCAUGGCCUUCCCGGUCACCUCCAUCUUCCACACCUUCUCGCGCUCCUACCUGGAGCUCAAGCAGGAGCAGGAGCGCAUCCUGUUCCGCAGGGCCCAGUUCCUCAUCAAGACCAAGUCGCAGCUCAGCGGCAUGUCCCAGGACAGCGACAUCCUGUUCGGAAGUGCCUCCUCCGACGCCAGAGCCCCGCGCUGA